CCUGCGCAGCUUCCCCAGACUCCGCACCAGCCGCGCUUCUCUCCGCCUGCAGGGCAUUCCAGAAAGAUGAGGAUAUUUGCUGUCUUUAUAUUCAUGACCUACUGGCAUUUGCUGAAUGCAUUUACUGUCACGGUUCCCAAGGACCUAUAUGUGGUAGAGUAUGGCAGCAAUAUGACAAUUGAAUGCAAAUUCCCAGUAGAAAAACAAUUAGACCUGGCUGCACUAAUUGUCUAUUGGGAAAUGGAGGAUAAGAAUAUUAUUCAAUUUGUGCAUGGAGAGGAAGACCUGAAGGUUCAGCAUAGUAGCUACAGACAGAGGGCCCGGCUGUUGAAGGACCAGCUCUCCCUGGGAAAUGCUGCACUUCAGAUCACAGAUGUGAAAUUGCAGGAUGCAGGGGUUUACCGCUGCAUGAUCAGCUAUGGUGGUGCCGACUACAAGCGGAUUACUGUGAAAGUCAAUGCCCCAUACAACAAAAUCAACCAAAGAAUUUUGGUUGUGGAUCCAGUCACCUCUGAACAUGAACUAACAUGUCAGGCUGAGGGCUACCCCAAGGCCGAAGUCAUCUGGACAAGCAGUGACCAUCAAGUCCUGAGUGGUAAGACCACCACCACCAAUUCCAAGAGAGAGGAGAAGCUUUUCAAUGUGACCAGCACACUGAGAAUCAACACAACAACUAAUGAGAUUUUCUACUGCACUUUUAGGAGAUCAGAUCCUGAGGAAAACCAAACAGCUGAAUUGGUCAUCCCAGAACUACCUCUGGCACAUCCUCCAAAUGAAAGGACUCACUUGGUAAUUCUGGGAGCCAUCUUAGUAUUCCUUGGUGUAGCACUGACAUUCAUCUUCUGUUUAAGAAAAGGGAGAAUGAUGGAUGUGAAAAAAUGUGGCAGCCGAGAUACAAACUCAAAGAAGCAAAGUGAUACACAAUUGGAGGAGACGUAAUCCAGCAUUGGAACUUCUGAUCUUCAAGCAGGGAUUCUCAACCUGUGGUUUGGGGGUUCAUCAAGUCUGAGCAUGACCAGAGGAAUGAAUGGGCCCGUGGGAUGCAGGCAAUGUAGGACUUAAAAGGCCUAAGCACUGAAAAUGGAACCUGGAGAAAGCAGAGGAGGAGAAUGAAGAAAGAUGGAGUCAAACAGGGAGCCUGGAGGGAGACCUUGAUACUUUCAAAUGCCUGAGGGGCUCAUCGACGCAUGUGACAGGGAGAAAGGAUACUUCCGAACAAGGAGCCUCCAAGCAAAUCAUCCAUUGCUCGUCGUAGGAAAACGGGUUGAGAAUCCCUAAUCUGAGGGUCAGUUCCUGCAGAAGUGCCCUUUGCCUCCACUCAAUGCCUCAAUUUGUUUUCUGCAUGACUGAGAGUCCUAGUGUUGGAACGGGACAGUAUUUAUGUAUGAGUUUUUCCUAUUUAUUUUGAGUCUGUGAGGUCUUCUUGUCAUGUGAAUGUGGUUGUGAAUGGUUUCUUUUGAAGAUACAUUGUAGUAGAUGUUACAAUUUUGUUGCCAAACUAAACUUGCUGCUUAAUGAUUUGCUCACAUCUAGUAAAACAUGGAGUAUUUGUAA
Messenger RNA from Nomascus leucogenys (northern white-cheeked gibbon), 1554 nucleotides. It is a transcript of the gene CD274, whose product is annotated as CD274 molecule. Gene Ontology annotation, biological process: cell surface receptor signaling pathway; cellular response to lipopolysaccharide; negative regulation of T cell proliferation. The record is from RefSeq and is a predicted model, not a curated record. Gene Ontology annotation, cellular component: external side of plasma membrane. NCBI's taxonomy places the organism in Eukaryota, Metazoa, Chordata, Mammalia, Primates, Hylobatidae.